Messenger RNA from Mizuhopecten yessoensis (Yesso scallop), 2371 nucleotides. RefSeq names its product somatostatin receptor type 2-like. Bases 379 to 1614 code for a protein of 411 amino acids. NCBI's taxonomy places the organism in Eukaryota, Metazoa, Mollusca, Bivalvia, Pectinida, Pectinidae. The record is from RefSeq and is a predicted model, not a curated record. Gene Ontology annotation, biological process: G protein-coupled receptor signaling pathway. Gene Ontology annotation, molecular function: somatostatin receptor activity; peptide binding. Gene Ontology annotation, cellular component: neuron projection; membrane. The transcript has 2 exons.
CACCACCAACGCACCUGCUGGUUAUAGCGUAAUUGGGGCGUGCUUUGCUUUCUCUGCCUAGCUUCGACUUCCAGCUCCCGCAGUGUGACAUUGGAUGCUAUCAGAGGCGGCAGGUCCUAAGUCUCAGCAUUCUCAACACUCUCAAGUAAGUUCAGCCUCUGUGACUGUCUUCAACUGGUCAGGAAACCUACGGCUGUAGCUAUUUACGACAAUUAACCUAUGGACUAUGUAACAUGCGUGUGACCGAUACACUGAUACACUUGUGGACUUCCGACUCACAGGCUCACGACAGAUAGGGCCACGCACAGGGCAUCCAGUAUUUGAGACACUCACAUACUCAUCGAUAACAUCACAGUCACUUGUCAGGACACGGUAGAUAUGGCGCUCACCAACUCCAGUAACACGUCCUAUGAGUAUGACUUCCUCGAGUAUUGUGACGAAGAGGACAACACAACAGCCGUGGCCAACGUCACUAUGGGCUUUCCUACCUCUAUUUCCAGCAUGACUGUUAUACUUGUGACGUCAUACUCUUUAAUAUGUUUUAUCGGCCUGAUUGGAAAUGGAUUGGUGAUAUAUGUUGUUCUUCGGUUUGCUAAAAUGAAGACUGUGACAAACUUAUACAUUUUAAAUUUGGCCAUAUCUGACGCGUUCUUUCUCAUGAGUCUACCUUUCCUGGUAACAACUUCUAUUCUACAUUACUGGCCAUUUGGUGCAGCCAUGUGUAAAAUUUUCUUUGUCCUGGUGUCCAUCAACCUAUUCACAGGAAUCUUUACACUGACCGCUCUCAGCGGUGACCGAUAUCUGGCGGUCUGUCAUCCGGUGCGGUCAAGCCAGUACCGGACCACAAAUAUCGCGUUUUUUGUGUGCCUAUGUCUCUGGUCAAUAUCCUUCGUGGUGAUGUUACCCAUAAUUCUGUACUCGACGACUGUCCAACAGGACAUGGGAAAUCCGACACAUGAAACCUGCACCAUCGUCUGGCCAAAAGGACAGCUCAUACCAGCUAGCAAAGCGUUUACUUGGUACACGUUUCUGCUUGGUUUUGCGAUUCCUGUGUCCAUGAUAUCCGUUCUUUACCUAUCCGUCAUUCUCCGCUUACGUACGGUUGGGCCUGUUAUCAAAUCGAAGGAAAAGAGGAGAACACACAGGAAAGUGACCCGGAUGGUUCUUACCGUGAUCUUUGUGUACAUAAUUUGUUGGCUUCCCUACUGGGGAUUCCAAGUUCACCUCACGUUCAUGAAAAGCGGAUUCAGCUUACCAGAGUGGCGUGUUUACUUGUUUAGUUUUUUUACUGUCCUCACAAACGCAAACAGUAUGCUCAAUCCAGUACUUUACGCUUUCCUGAGCGACAACUUUCGUCGCAGUUUUGCGAAAGCAUUCAAAUGUCUGGGUCGAGCAGACAUGGAUCGUAGCAUAUAUACCAGGGAAAGUAGCGUUCCUGCGAAAAGCAAACAAUGGCGUAACGACUCGUGCAAAACACCUAAAGGAGAUAAGUACGAAAUGGCUACCAUGCUAACAAGUACUGAUAACACUCAUCAGGUGCCAAAGUCAGGCAGCAAGGGAUCUGUCAACGACGAGAGUAACUUAUACGUAGACAAGGAGAGUCAGACCCAGUGACUGGCCAGCAGAGCGAUCACGUGGUGACCUACCUUUGGCCAGAACGCGGUUCAUACAUUCAAAGGAUAGAAUACACGUGUUCGUUCAAUAUAAAAUAAUAUUAUUUCUUCUCUGGUAGAGAUUGGCGCUUUGUUAAGCGAGAAUAUCGUUUGAUGGAGUGUUGUACGUUACCAAAUAUGUAAACACGUGACUCGUCCGCCGUGAUAGGACACUAAUGGUUUAUCAUACUGUCUUUCAGUCGAUUUAGGAACAAACAUUUGAAGAUAAUUUGGACUGUAUGACUGUUUGAAAGCAACACGCUAUACGCACUCUGACGUGAAUGAAGUUCCAAUCACCUGAAACACAGUAUAACAUGUAUUUCAAUGUAAUACGUGAACCGUAAUGGGCCGAAUUUAUAUGACAAAUUGAGUACUACUUCUAUACCUAAACCUACAGUAUCUAAAUGUAUUGUGAAAUUGUACCAUACUUAUGAUAAAUGACGUGAACAUAGCUCGCCUGUCGUAUACAGUGUGUGUGAUAUAUAGUUUGUUUGUGGUAGUUGAUCUUUCGUCGUAUUUCAGACCCUAAGAAAUCGAUUGUUUGAAUCCGUCAAAACGACUGGUUGGAUCGUUCGGAUAAUUAAAUCAUCAGUGUUUACAUUUCUACAUUUGUUUUGCUUAAUGUAUCUAUUCUAUUGUUACCACCUAUAUUUAGGCAAUGUGAUAAUACAGAAGAAAUGUAUGUUCUCUAGUGUCAUCUCAACGACACAAACAACUAA